AUGUGCAACCGCUUACUUGGUGGCCUCCUGUCCGCUGCCACCCUGGCGCUGCGCUGCAUGGAUGGCGUUUUCCUCUCGCCCAACGAGGAUGAGUUCGUGGGCAGGAUCGCGGAGGAGCUGGAGCACUUCAUGCUGCAGGGGCAGCACCACAGAGUGCUCCUGUUCCCCCCUCUGUCCAGUCGCCUCAGGUACCUGAUCCAUCGGACCGUGGACAACGUGGAUUUGUUGAGCAGCUUUUCUGUGGGAGAAGGAUGGAGGAGGAGGACGGUCAUCUGUCACUCGGCCAUAAGGCUGCCCAGUGAGACGAGCGACCAAAAACCCAGCAGCAACCCACCGAGACCGCCGCGACCUCCGCAGCCGUGGGGCCGGGGGGGCCGAGGCGGCAGGCUGCGGCAUGGCGGGGAGGUGCACAGUGACAACUCUCGAGCCUGCGUGGGGUCUGGCAGGAUAAAAAGGCCGCCCAGGAAGAAGCCAGAUAAAGCCCUGUACGUCCCCAAGGCGAUGCGCAAGAAGGCAGAAUGGGGGGAGCAGGAGAGCCCGGUGGCGGCAGGCACCGAGUCAGGUGGGGAUAUGGCACAAGAAGAAGAGAUCUGCCCUAAAGCUUCAGUUGGGGACGCCCAGGAGGAGCUGGGUAAGUCUGAAGGCAGCCCAGGUGGUGUCUCCUUGGCCCUUGGCAAGGAACAGGAGCCUGGCGAAGAGUGUGUUUCAGGAACAAGUAAUGAUGCGUGUCCUCCUUGCUGUACGGAUGUCCCGUCGUUGGAGAACAGUAAUGAUUUCUCUGGGCAGGAAAGUCAGGAUAAAGACUGUUCAGAUUCCCUUUCUUCUGCACACAAUAAAAACCCAAUUGAAGCCGAAGAGCAAGAUCAGAGCUGCGACAAUGUUAUUAUACCAGAAGGUAGCAAAAUCCUGUGCCAGCUGCAAGCUGAAGACCAAAACAACCGGGAUGCCGGUGUAGUGGAGUGCGGCAAAAACUCCUCUCUAUCAGAAAGUCACAGCAGUAACUGCUGUGCAGACCUGGCUGGAGCAGAGUCGGGCGCAACGUCCCUGCUGCUGGAAAACCAAGAUAAGAGCUGCGCCGCUGCCGAGAGCCUGGAGAGCAGCGGAAACGUGUCAGCACCUGAAGAACAGGGCAAGGACUUCGUGAAUGCCAGCGCGGUGGAUGGAGGCAAGAGGUUCUCCGAACUGGAAAGUCAAGGUCAGGAGUGCCCCAGCAUUGCCCAGGUGGAGCCUAACCAGAACCCCCCAGAAGCCCAAAAUGAGCCUCUGGCCACUCCGGAGCUGGUCCACGGUGCCGCCCCGUCAGCUCCUGCGGACCAGCACGAGCACUGGGCGGAUGCUGCUGUGCAGAACCGCGGCGGGAAGGUGCCCGUGGCAGAAGAGGAGGACAAGGAGCGUUCGGGCUUGGCCGAUGCGCUGUGGCGUGAGCUGCAUUUGUCUGCAGGCGAGAAAGAAGAGAGCGCGGCCGUCCGCGGGCAGAGCGGCCUUGAGGACGACUGCACCGCAGAGCUCUUUGCAGAGAUUGUGGGUUAUUUAACCGUGAAGGACAUCAGCAUUGAGAAGAUCAGCUUUGAUUAUUCCAGCUAUGGAGAUGCACAGCUCAACGAGGGGGAUUUUGGCCACGUAACUGAAAUCCAUGACUUCUCCCCGUCGCUGAAAACGGAGGACCUGUUAGAAGUGUUCUCGGAUUUCCACGAGAGUGGUUUCAAAAUCCAGUGGGUCGAUGAUACGCACGCCCUGGGAAUCUUCUCCAGCCCGUCUACAGCAUCUCAAGCCCUGGGGCGACGUUAUCCUUCUUUAAAGAUCCGACCAUUGAUCCAUGCAACAAAGCAGUCUAAGAUCAAGGCACUUCAACGGCCAAAGCUCCUUCACCUUGCAAAAGAAAGACCCCAGACUGACACUGCAGUGGCGAAGAGGCUGGUGACCCGGGCUUUGGGUUUGAAGCACAAGCAGCAGGGCGUCUCAGGCACCGAAGUGCUCCUGCCAGAAAGCUUGGACCAGGAGGAAUAA
This is a messenger RNA of Nipponia nippon (crested ibis), 2007 nucleotides long. NCBI's taxonomy places the organism in Eukaryota, Metazoa, Chordata, Aves, Pelecaniformes, Threskiornithidae. The record is from RefSeq and is a predicted model, not a curated record.